Trypanosoma conorhini is the source of this 2454-nucleotide messenger RNA. RefSeq lists its product as uncharacterized. The transcript has a single exon. Gene Ontology annotation, cellular component: cilium. The coding region runs from base 1 to 2454 and encodes 817 amino acids. The record is from RefSeq and is a predicted model, not a curated record. Lineage: Eukaryota; Euglenozoa; Kinetoplastea; Trypanosomatida; Trypanosomatidae.
AUGGAGCAGCGUGUCCCGUACGACGUCGUCUACUGCACGAGCCAGGAUGACGAGUGCCCCAUCGAAGAGUUGGAGCGUGAGUCGCCGCCGCGGGCGGCGGAAGCCGUCGGCGCGGCCGCCGCAGCCAUGCUGCGGAGCUGCAGGGGCUGGCAGAGCGCGCGAAAUGCAAAGAUGCCGCAGGCGAUCGUUUUGCGUUUUCCUGGCAACGUGGAGCUGACGCAGCUGCGCAUAUUGAGCCACGAGUGCAAGAUUGCCUCCAAGGUGGAGGUGCGUCUCUUUGCGCUCAAAGGGAAGCAGAUGGAGAUGGACCCUCCCUCGUUUCACACCGUCCACUUCACGAAGCUUGGCGUCGUCGACUUCAACAGCAACGAGCAGUCGCAGUACCGCUCGAAGGAGCGCAAGACGAUCCACAUGCGGGCGGUGGCGUACUUUGUGAAGCUGCUCUUCCACGCCCCGCACCGCAACGCACAGAACGUCUUCAACCAAGUCGGGGUGUACUCCAUCGAGUGCAGCGGGCGCAUCCUCGCGCGCGUGCCGCACCACGCCGACCAGGCGCUCCUCCUCGGUAGCAGCCGCGCGGGCGGGGGCGAUGUGGCGCCGCCUUCGCAAAGCGCCGAGCGCUCGCAGCGCGCCGCGUUGGACACCGCCAGAAGCCCUCCACAGCCGCAGCCGCAGCCGCGCGAGUUGUCGCAUUCGCCGCCGACGACCCCGGCGCGCGACAUCAUCCCGCACGCCAAUGACGCCCCUGCCUUCCGCUCGGUCCGCAUUCUCGAGUUUGAGGAGUUCUUCCUCCGGCGUUCGGAGGAGCUGCUCGCGUUGAAGGACCAGGCGGUCGCCGUGGAGGACUUUGACAUUGCGAAGCAGUGCCGCGACCGCCUCAACCUCAUGAACCGGCGUUCGAAGCGCAUCUACCAAAUAGAGCAGGACAAGGUGCAGGCCAUCAUAGAGGAGGACUUUGACGCGGCGAAGGAGGCGAAGCGUGUGAUGGACGCCAUGAUAGAGCGGGUGUACAAGGAUGCCCAGCUGCCGCAGCCGCGACCGGACUUUGACCAGUACGCGUGUGUCGGCGACACAUUCGGUGAGAGCCUCCCCCCCCGGGUCCUGCAGGAGGCCGUGGCGGAGGUUAGCGAGGGACGACGCAGCAGGGACAAGAGCCGCGGCGAUGCACAUAGUCGGGGUGGCAGUACGGACGACGGGGGCGGCUCCAGAGAGGCGGACGCGGACGCCUGCGACGCCAAGAGGCAGGAAAGGCGGGAGGGCAGCAACGGCUGCAACAGCGACAGCGACGGCGGCGUGGCCACGGGCGUCGACGAGAGUGAGGAGAACGCCGAGCCGCUGGUGUCAAACUACGCGCAGCGGAUGGCAGACAUGGUGCGCGAAAUCACAAAUGAGAUUGACAGGCUGGACCCACCGCCGGGGCCGGACGACGACGAGGACACCAACACGCCAAAGGUGGAAGAGGCGAAGCUGCAGCCGUGGGAGCGGCGGGUGGCGCAAGCCAUCAUGGCGGCCUCCUCCGACACCGAGGGGCCAAAAGUGCUUAGCCCCUACGUGAGGAACACGCGUGAGGCGCUGGACCUCGUCGGCGCCGUGGGGACGUUUACCGCUUGCUGCCUUUUUAGUCGACGCUUCAAGCUGCGUGAGGCGGCGCUUGACGUCCUCAUGGACCAGAUGACUGAGCUUUACCAGGCGACCCCCUCCCUGAUCGAGGAGGUUGUGCUCCGCUUCCUCGACCUGGACGGGCAUGGGCUGCAGGACAUGAUACCAAACGUUGUCGCCGCGAGCUGCGCGUUUGUGCGCAUGGUGCUGGCGGACGAACACAAUUGCCUCUCCAAUGUGCUUGCGCCGGUGGUGAACCUGUUGCCGCGGCUACUGUGCUGCGCCGCGGACGCAAAUCCGCGCGUCCGGGAGGAGGCCUUAACCACGCUUACGCUGUGCAUCAAGACACCCUCCUUGACGAACCCAACGAUUCUCACGGCAGUGCUGGCGGAGCCGGUGGACAGGGAACGGCGUCGGCUGCCGAGCAGUGGGCGCCGGGUGCAGGUCGCUCGUCUGACGGUGUUCGAGCAGCUAGCGACGGCCGGUCGCAUGGGACUGCGCGCCCACACGGACAAUGUGUGGAAGAAGCUGCUGCUGCCCUGCAUCAACCAUCAGAGCCGCGAGGUGCGUGACCUCGCCGUGUCCAUCACCACUGCACUCGUGCAGGAGCGGAAGGUCGUGCUGACGGGAAAGCGCGUGCUUGCAAUCGAUAAUGCGGCAAUCCGUGAGCAAAUAAAGGCGGCUGUGGCGGAGGCGAAUCCCACCGCCCCCUCGCCCCCAGGGGUCCCGAGCGACGCCGUGGGUACGGCCGCAACCGCUGGUGCAAAAGGCAAAGCAACCAGCGAAGCGGAUCUGCAGCGGAACAGGCGAGCUAGGUCCACCGCGAGCGGGGUUAGCCGAGGUGUGGUGGCGUAA